GGCACCUGUGCACCCCACAGGUGAGAGGGGUCUGCAGGUCUCGCCUCUUACCGUAGAAUUAAUCCUCGCUCCUCUGCCCUCUGCCCUGGGCCUCGGAGCAGUCUGCCUGGUCUGACCCCCGUGGUCCGGCCUGGGUCCCGACAGGUGUGUCCUGGGGACCAGGACGAGAGGGACAGCUCCUCAUGCAACCUCUAGGAAGUCAAACUGGAGGGAGGAGGGCAAAUUCCAGGAGGCGGGGCUCGGUGCCGCGGGGAAGCCCAGACGGCCCACGGUCCCCCAAGCCCCACCCCACUGCAGAUCCGGGAUCCGAGCGCGGGACGUGGCGCCCUGGCACUUUGUCGUCCGAAUGGCAGACCCCGACCCAGAUCCAGAAUCCGAGCCCGAAUCCGUGUUUCCGCGGGAGGACGGUCUCUUUGCAGACUCUUACUCGGAGAAGAGCCUAUUCUGCUUCUGUGGUCAUGUGCUGAGCAUCACGCAGAACUUCGGGUCCCGCCUCGGAGUGGCAGCGCGCGUGUGGGACGCGGUGCGGAGUGGGCUGCUCCGGGUGAGGGUUGCGCGGGAAGUCCGGAUCCCGGAUCCCGCUCUACUCGGUGGGGCCCAUCCCAGCUACAGUCUGUUUUUCUCUUUUCUCCCACAGGCUCUGAGCCUGUGCAACUAUUUCGAGAGUCAAAAUGUGGAUUUCCGAGGCAAGAAGGUGAUCGAACUGGGUGCGGGAACCGGCAUCGUGGGGAUCCUGGCGGCGCUGCAGGGAGGGGAUGUUACCAUCACUGACCUGCCCCUGGCCCUAGAACAGAUCCAAGGCAACGUCCAGGCCAAUAUGCCAGCUGGAGACCGGGCUCAGGUCCGGGCCUUGUCCUGGGGGAUUGACCAGCAUGUCUUCCCUAGAGACUAUGACCUGGUGCUGGGGGCUGAUAUUGUAUACCUGGAGCCCACCUUCCCACUGCUGCUGGGAACCCUUCAACACCUGUGUGGGCCCCAUGGCACCAUUUAUCUGGCCUCCAAGAUGAGAGAGGAGCACGGGACAGAGAGCUUCUUUCAGCACCUUCUACCCCAGCAUUUCCAACUGGAGUUGGCCCAGCGGGAUGAGGAUGAGAAUGUGAACAUCUAUAGGGCCAGGCACAGAGAACCAAGACCUGCUUGAUGUCAUUCCAUCUGCUUCUUUGAACCCCUUGUCUUAAUGAAGGAACUGCCAUGUCUCCAAAGCCAUAAAUGCGAAGACCAAACAGGAUGGAUUUCUCUGCUCUUUCUUUUUUUCAUCUUUGUUCCUUCAGCUAUUCUUGGGUAGAUGCAAGGAGGUGUCUGUUGCUAUAAGUACUGGAAUUCCAGCAGCACUUAGUCUUAGAGCACAAAAGAAGUUCCCAGUUCCUAUUCUCAGAGAAGGAGAGUGACUGGUUGUCCAGGAUUUUUAGGGCUAAAGGUAAAUGGGAUGUGAGAGCAGUGGCUGCAGAGAGACUGUCCCUGGUGACCUCUAGUCUUGCUGUUGUCUGUUAAUACCGAAUGGAUUUUUUUUUUUUUUUGCCAGAUCCUAUGGAAUUUUUUAAAGAGAAAGAAAUAGGCAUUAAAGAUCUCUUACACAUGCAAAGAAUUCAGGUUUCUGCAUGGGGGGCUGGGAAGGAAUAUGCCUUAGACCAUCCAUUUCUUGCUUCUAAAGAUGGAGUCUGGUGGGAAGAGGGACCAUGGAUCUAACUGUGUCAAGCCUUUGCAGCCCUGGAGCUGCAGGUAGGUAGUAGAACUGUCCUUGGGACUGUAGCUUUUUCAUCCUUUUCAGAGUUGGCACUCUGAUUACAGAACAUCAUGCCAUGUAGAGGAACAUUGGAUUGAGUACUAGAUUCUUAUUAUUUUUGAAUUUUCUUUAGGUUUCCAAGUCCCAUCAUUCCUUCCUUUCUUAUGUUUUUUGCCUUCACCUCUUUUCUGUUCCCACUGUGGGCCCUUGGUUGGUGCUUUCUUUAUUACUGCUUGGGUCACAUAGUCACUUCCUCUGGACUCCUUACUUCCCAUUCUUCCCCCUUCAAGCCAGUCUGCCAACUGUUGUGAUCUUCCAAAAUUAACUCUGAUUAGCUCCCACUGCCUACAGAAGCAAGAACAAGAUCCUCUGCUUGGUACUCAGUCUGUCCCCUGUGACACCCAGUUGCCCUUUUACUUCAUUUCCUACUCUUCUCGUACAUGUAUUGGAACCUGGGGCCACGUUUCAAAAGGUCUCCACUUUGUUCCCUAAAUGCACCCAUAGAUUUGCUAACUUCUUCCUUCAUUCUUUAUGAUGAUCCCCUGCCUGGAAGGGCUAUCUAUUUCUAUCUGUCAAAAUUCUUCAUUACUCUUGAAAGGUCCUCUCACAUCUCACAUGUCAUCUCUUUCCUGAAAAAAAAAAAGAAAAAAAGAAGCUAUUCCUGAGCCUCCUGUUUGGAUGUGAUUUCUUUCUUCCUUGAAACCCCAUAACUGUUUGUUCAUUUUAUGUGAUUUACUUGUUUUUGUGGUCAUUUGUCUGCUCCUUAUCUUCUCACCACUAGAUUACCUUUGAGGGUAGGGCUGUGAUUACUGAUUUAUAAUACUCCGAAGGGUAGCGGAGUUGCUGGAAUGCAGUAGUUGUUCAACAAAUAUUUUACUUAUUCAACAAUUAUUUACUUGGUAUUUGUUGAAGGACUUCCACCCUGCCUCCUUAGAUGACCUUGGGCAAAUUUCCAAACUUGCCUUCCAAAAUCUACCUGAUGUGGGUCAUAAUUCAUAAAAUGGAUAAUGAAUAAUG
Molecule: messenger RNA, 2740 nt
Organism: Choloepus didactylus (southern two-toed sloth)
Lineage: Eukaryota; Metazoa; Chordata; Mammalia; Pilosa; Megalonychidae
Gene: EEF1AKMT3
Product: EEF1A lysine methyltransferase 3
Exons: 2
Coding region: 347-1141 (264 amino acids)
Biological process (GO): peptidyl-lysine methylation
Cellular component (GO): cytoplasm; cytosol
Molecular function (GO): protein-lysine N-methyltransferase activity
Source: RefSeq, a predicted model, not a curated record